Messenger RNA from Biomphalaria glabrata, 2962 nucleotides. RefSeq names its product crossover junction endonuclease MUS81-like. The record is from RefSeq and is a predicted model, not a curated record. The transcript has 16 exons. Gene Ontology annotation, molecular function: DNA binding; 3'-flap endonuclease activity; crossover junction DNA endonuclease activity. Gene Ontology annotation, cellular component: nucleus; Holliday junction resolvase complex. Bases 176 to 2878 code for a protein of 900 amino acids. NCBI's taxonomy places the organism in Eukaryota, Metazoa, Mollusca, Gastropoda, Planorbidae. Gene Ontology annotation, biological process: double-strand break repair via break-induced replication; resolution of meiotic recombination intermediates; mitotic intra-S DNA damage checkpoint signaling.
UAAGAUGGCGGUAAUUCCAAUGUAAACAAUAUACAUUUAAAUAAUCUUCUAGUCUAGAUCUAGAAAAAAAAACAACAUCUAGAUCUAGAUGUAGAUUAUAUAUCAUUUUCUUCGUGUUUUGUUUUGCUUUGAAGUAAAGUAUUAGACUAUAUUAGAUCUAGGUCUAUGCUCAGAAAUGACUACUGCUCAAAAUAGUGUUAUAAAUGCUUUUGGACAAGGGAUGCAAAAAAAAAGUUUAAAAGGCAAACGUAAGAAAAAAGUGCCAAAAAAUGCAAAUCCACUUUUUACUCAGUGGUUGACUGAAUGGAAAAUUGAAGCUGAAGAGAAAGGUUGGAAAAGCGCUCAUACCUAUGGCAAGGCUCUGAAGUCCUUGAAAAUGUUUCCUCUCACAUUAGAAACUGGAAAGGACUGUAGAAUUCUACAAAACUUUGGAGAAAAGAUUUGUAAUAUGUUAGAUGAAAAGUUGUUAGACUAUAAGAAACAAAAUGGGAUUUCUUCAAUCUCAUCCAUUCAGUUGGCCAUAAAUCUUGAUAAGGAUGAAACUGCGUUUGGUGGCAACAAAGUGAAGGAGAAGAUCAGCAAGACUCAUUCAAGAAAAAAGGAGAAUACAGAUACAAGAUUCAAUCAACCAACUCAUUUAGAACCUCAAGAAUUUACAUCUUUGCAUCAGGAGAGAUUAUCUUUGAAAGAUUCCCAUGCAUCCAGUAGCAGAGUACUGACUAGGGUACAUGAAAUAAGUGAUAAUUCUGACAGUGAUCAUGAUGCACCACCACUAAAGAAAACAAACCAUCGUUCAAGUUCUGAAGGAAGAGUUUACAUUCCAGCUUAUAGAUCAGGUCCUUAUGCUUUGGUUUUAACUCUCUAUCGACAUAUGCAGUGUCCAAAGUUCAAAGGAUAUAUGUUAAAAGCUGAGUUGGUGCAAGCAGCUCAGCCUUUAUGUGACAAGUCAUUUACUAAGCCUGAUCCUGGAAGCAGAUAUACUGCUUGGUCAUCUGCAUCCUCAUUGAUUAGAAAAGGAUUUAUGAGUAAAGUGAGCAGCCCAGCAAAAUAUUCUCUAACUGAAGCUGGUAUCAAAUUGGCUCAACAGCUAGAGGAGGCAGAAAACAAAUUGGUUCAAAGAUUUGAUGACUCUAGAGAAGAUACCAGUCUUGCCAGUAAUUGUUGCCAGUCAACAAGAACAACACAUUCUGUCACCAAGGUUUCUUCUAAUACCCCUGAUUUUGGUUAUGCAGAUGCAUACAAAGCUGAUCUGGAAGAUGAAAUCUUGAUUUCCAGUGACACUGAGAUGAAUCAAUCUUUUGCCAUGGCUAACUACCAUCAGUUUUCUCCCAUGUCUAAACCUGCACAUUCAAUUUCACCACUGCCUUCCCCUGAAAAAAAUGUAGAUUUACCUGUGAUAUCAACUGUAAGUGAAAUAAGAGAACCGAAUUCGAUACAACAAAAUGUUAUUUCUGUUGAACUAAUCAAAUCACCAAAAGAUUUUUUAAAUUGUGACAUUGUAGAGUUAAGUGAGGAUAGUGAUUCAGGUGGUCCAGCACGUCCUUCAUUUGAAAAGGCUGUUGUAAAAAAGAAACAUUUUUCUGAUGAUGAUGAUCUGCCAGACUUGGAUAUUCCUUUGUCAAAAAGACUAUUAAUGGCUGGAGGGGUUAAAUCAGAAUUACUCAACAACCAUGUUGCCAAAAUUGAUGAAGUUGUGAGUGCUAAAGAUCCUGUUUCUAGUAGUUAUGUGAGUAUAAAAUGUCCCAAGAAAACACACGAAGAAAAUGUCAGAUCUAAAGAUAGCUGUGAAGUCUCUUCUAAAGAAACUUCCUACAAGUCAUCUACUCAUAUUGAAAAAAAAAUUUUAACUAAAUCUGUCAGUGCUGCUAACUUAACGAGUGAAAACCAGAGGCCAUUAGUCAAAGCCUGUCCGCUAACUUAUUUCCCAAGGAAGCCAGAACAACAAGUUUCAACCAAACAGAUAGGGCCAGUAACUACAUCACAAAUAACGCCUUUAUUUACCUUAGAACCACACACAUUUGAGAUUAUCCUGUGUUUAGAUAACAGAGAGUUUUAUGGCAGGACCAACAGCAAAACAUUGCUUCCUGAUUUAAUCAAGUCUGGCAUUCACUGUGACCUACGCCUUCUUCAUGUAGGAGACAUUCUGUGGAUUGCUAGAGAGAUAGUACCACCUCAGAUUGAUAGGGUUGAAGCUAGGGAGCUAGUAUUAAACCACAUCAUAGAAAGAAAACGUCUAGAUGAUCUUGUUAAAAGUAUUGUAGAAGGGCGCAUGAAAGACCAAAAGUGUCGUCUGAAAUUCUGUGGCAUUAAGGAGGCUAUUAUUCUUGUUGAGGAAUAUGGAUCCAUACAAAAUUUUAGCAUUUCUGAAGAAAGAAUCAAGCAGUCCAUAGUCAAUUCACAGAUAAUAGAUGGCUUCAAAGUAAAAAUGUGUUCAGGUCCAGAAGCUGUUGCUACUUACAUUUCAACAAUGACACGUUUUCUUCAGCAGCAUCUCAGUUCUAAAAGGUUGCAUGCUGUGUUGCUGGACCAGAUCAGAUUUGUCAAAGACCAGCAAAACAUUAUGAAUCAGAAUCACUAUCUCCUUCCAUUCAACAUCUUCAAUGAAAACUCUGUUAAGCAAAAGGAUCUUACAGUAAAAGAAAUGUUUAUGAAGCAGCUUUUUCAAAUCCCAGGAAUCUCAGCUGAUAGAGCCAAAGCAAUCACUAGAGUAUACCCAACACUUUCAUUCCUAAUGGAAGCUUUUGAAAAUUGUAAGGAUGCUAAAGAAAAAGAAAAACUGUUGUCAGGCAUUAAAACUGGUAAAUCAGAAAGGAAUCUUGGUAUAUCACUGAGUAGGCUUGUGAGUUUAUUGUACACACAGACAUCCAGUCUUUCAUAAUUUUCUAUUUCAACUUGUUUGAUUAAUGUACCUACUUAACAAUAAAAAAUUUAAUUAAUAACUGUUAUUUGGUGUGUGUUGCAU